Molecule: messenger RNA, 5588 nt
Organism: Podarcis muralis (Common wall lizard)
Lineage: Eukaryota; Metazoa; Chordata; Lepidosauria; Squamata; Lacertidae
Gene: WNT8A
Product: Wnt family member 8A
Biological process (GO): neuron differentiation; canonical Wnt signaling pathway; cell fate commitment
Cellular component (GO): extracellular region
Molecular function (GO): frizzled binding; cytokine activity
Source: RefSeq, a predicted model, not a curated record
GAUUCAUGGCUGGUUUCAUAUUAUGAGAAGUGGUGUCUUCUGUUUCACAAAAGUUGUACUUUUUUUUUUUUGCAGAGAGAUUCCUUGAGAACAAUUUUAAUUGCAGAUACUUGAACCACUUUUUCUGGAGUUAUUUAAUGGAGUUUGGUUAUGUUAUUCCAGAGUAAAUUGUUUUAGGAGUUCAGCCAAGUGGUGCUAGUCCUGGGUUCAUUAGCUCAAGUUAGUGAUCUUGGAAAAAUAAUUAUUGGUAUCAUUUUUUCAUCCAUAAAGUGGGAAUUAAAGUCAUCUGCCUCACAGAAUGAUUAAGAAAAUAAACAGGUGAGUGAAAUAUUAAUUGUUUUUAGAAAAUCAAAUGAAUGUUGCCCUAACUAUAGGAUGGGCAUUGCGUCUCAUACAAAUCAUGUCUGAUGGAAACUUAAGAACAGAGGUGAACUUUAUCAUAGUUAUACUGGCAUAGGGAGCAAAAAACGGGAUUUAUCCUGCAAAAUACUCAGAAAAGCAGAUUGUCGCUAAGCUUUUCACUAAAUAGUCUUUCAGGAGUUAGAUCCACUGAACAAAGGAGCACUUGCUUCUGAGCAAACAUGCAUAGGCUUCCACUCUAAAAUGAAUUCCCCCCCCCCCAAUGCCAAAUGAUGUUCCCACUCACAGCUUUCCAUAGGCCCAGAAGACAGUGUUCUGUGGCAGCUGGAAAAACUAAUCUAUUGCAUGAUGAGCUUAAUAAAUACUUUCCUUUUGCAUAUGCUAGAGAAAAGUCCAUUGACAAUUCCCAGUCACUUCUGCUUUAGAUGUUUGUAUGCAAGGGAAGAUUCCCUGAAAUUGCCAGGGUCUCUAUUCUGCUUGUCCAAAGUCAAGUUAUAAAGAACGGAUGGGCUUUUGUGCAAAAAAGUACAAUCACCAGCUUUUAUUUUCUGGAAGGAACCUGUUGCCUUAAACUACUGCAUGCUGAGGAGAAACUAAUUGGGUAAAAGCAGGAUUGCCAAAGUGCCUGGCCAAAGCUGGUACUGAUACUUUUGAAAGUUCUAAGCCUUAGAAUCUGCUGCUGCUUGUUUUUGGUUUUUUUAAAAAAUCCUAGCUGAAACCUCAAGUCUAUGGCCAAAUCCACAGCGCAUUAACUGUGGGAUGGCUCCUGCAAUGGCUAUUGGGACUUCAUUGGAGUCAUCAAGCAUUGUAGCCAUUUUUCCCCCAGAGAGAGAAAAAAUAAAAAUAAAAAUAAAAUAAAAUAAUAGAUCGUAAUUUUGGGGGAAUGGCAGAAGAGAUGGUGGUGAGAGACCUUGGCUAAGGAAGGGGAGGUGUUUGUUUGUUUUAAAAGAGAAAGCAAGUGCACUUCAGCUAAAGUCAAAAGCCCCCUUAAUUGAAUUAAAAGUUCUCUAUUGUUAGGCAAGUUUGCCCUUCUUCAGAAUCACUACAGAGAUUCAGAUGGCAACUGCCUCCCGGCCUUUUGAAGUGCACCAUCAGGCGGUUCCUUUGCUAUCUUUUCAACCAUUGGAUCAGAAGCUCUUUUAUCAUUGGGCAGCAAAUAGACGCCCUUCAGGAGCCCAGCUUAUAAAUAACUUGGGAUUUUGGUUGCUGUAACUUUCUUUAUUCUGGAUUAUCUCUCAUUUGGCAUAGAAAAAAGGGCUCUUAGCUGUGUGUCCUCCUCCCCGCUCCUAUCUAGAAAAAGCCUAUGUUGUCUGGGGGGGAAAGCUUUUGGAUCUGCUAGUGGAAUACAGAGUCACCAUGAAGAGGGGCACCUUUGCCAUCCUUACUGUUAUUGGAAUUUACGGAGAGAUCUUCAGGAUAUCAGCAUGGUCCGUGAACAACUUUUUGAUGUCAGGAACCCAGGCAUAUUUGACAUAUUCGUCCAGUGUGGCUGCUGGUGCCCUACGUGGAAUUGAAGAGUGUAAGUACCAGUUUGCCUGGGAGCGUUGGAAUUGUCCAGAGAGCACCCUGCAACUCUCCACUCACAAUAAGCUGAGAAGUGCUACCAGGGAGACGUCUUUUGUUCAUGCCAUUAGCUCAGCUGGUGUAAUGUACACUCUUACCAGGAACUGCAGCAUGGGAGAGUUUGAAAACUGUGGCUGCGAUAACUCAAGAAAGGGACAUGCAGGUGGAAAAGGAUGGGUUUGGGGAGGCUGCAGUGACAAUGUAGAAUUUGGUGAAAGAAUUGCCAAAAAAUUUGUGGAUGCUUUGGAGACAGCACAUGAUACCAGAGCUUCAAUGAAUUUGCAUAAUAAUGAAGCAGGGAGACUGGCUGUAAAAGCAACCAUGAAGAAGGUUUGCAAAUGUCACGGGGUCUCAGGGAGCUGCAGCAUCCAAACCUGUUGGCUGCAGCUUUCAGAUUUUCGAGAGAUUGGAAACUACCUGAAGAUCAAAUACCGCCAGGCUCAGAAGCUGGAGACAGACAAGAAGAGAAUGAGAGCGGCAAACAGUGCAGACAGUCGUGGAGUCACACUCGAGACCUUCAGCACCCUGCUAUCCGGUGAACUUGUCUACUUGGAGGACUCUUCUGACUACUGUGUCAAAAACAUGACCUUGGGCCUCCGCGGCACUGAAGGACGAGAAUGCCUGCAAGGCGGUACAAACCUGUCCCAGUGGGAGAAGCGGAGCUGUAAAAGGCUCUGUUCAGAGUGUGGGUUGAAAACGGAGGCUAGGCAGACAGAAACAGUCACCAACUGCAACUGCAAGUUCAUCUGGUGUUGCACCGUGAAAUGUGAACAGUGCAAAGAAGUAGUCACCAAACAUUACUGCUCCAGACAAGACAGCUCUUCCUCCAAUAACACUCGGAGGCGAAACAAAGGACGCAAAUCAGCAGCUGUCUAACUACUACCUAUGACAGCCUUCCAGCGAACUGUUAAAUGAUCACAUUUCAGGCAUACAGUAUUUUUUUACUUAGAGUAUCCAGAAAAGUUUUAUAUAUUUGGACCAUGCUUACCCAAGUCCCUCCCCCACCCCCUUAUUCUGGACACAUCUUCAAUUUGACCAAUAUUUGGAACAAAACUGGUGCUCAUUUAACGUAUUUGUGCCGCUCCCCACCCCCCACAAUAAUAUACUCCACGCUACUUCUGCUUCAGGUACCUAUUUCCCUACUCUCACACAAUUUAGAGCAAUAUUCUGCCCUAUAAGGCACCUCAAUCUUAUAAGGAUCUGUGGUCCAGGCUGGAAACUGGGAUUUUUGAGUGUUUUAACUUUUCUCUGGUAUGUAAGGGGGACAGGCUGUUGGAAUAAGAUAGCCACAUAUCCCAUACCUUCCAGGAAUCCACGUGCAUACGCAAAAAAUAAUAAAACUAGGAACCCCCAGAACCAGGCCCCCACAAGGAGGAAAGUGGCGCAAGGGCUCUGGCAGGGACCUAGAGCCCUUCCCCCACUUCCCAAAGCCCAGUGGGAGCUAAAGCCUGAGAGCCUUCACACUGCCUUCCGAAAGCUGGGGAUCACAGCUUUGCGCAGGUGGGGUGAGGGGAAUAUAUAAAUUGAGAGUGGAUUUCUGCUGCUCUCCAUUUAUUUAUUUAUUUAUUUAUCCCCCUCCCUCCCUAAACAAAGCUGCGAUCGCGUAAGUUAAACAAGCGUAAGAUGCAAGUUACCUGUGUGCUCCUUAAGCUUAGAUUGUAUACUUCCAAGGUUUUCCAGUUUACUUCUAAAGCUUCAUAGUUAGCUGUAAGUGCACUUGUAGUCACUUUAUUGUCUGUUUCUGGUUAAAAAGCCUUCCUUUGUAGAAGUACCAAAUGCAAAGGUAUGAAGUCCAGAUUUCAAUAUUGUCAAAGCUAAAAUGGUAGAACAAAUUUUCCCAGGUCCGGUUUACAAAGUCAGGGAAAAUCAUUUACCAUUAUUAUGGAAAUGCCUGAUGGUUCUCUUGUGUGCAGCCUGGUUCCCAUUAAUAUUUUCUCAUGUGGUUGCAGUAGCACAGCUGCUUGUGUGUGUGGAAAUCUGAACGUGUGAACUGUUGCACAGUGAUUUUCACACCCACCAUGUGAUGAGAUCAUGACAGAAUUAAGUUAUGUGGGAUCUAAAGCAAUAGGGACUUAAUGGCCAUUGUGUUUUCAACAAGAUAGGUUUUUGCGUGUGCAAGUUAUUGCAUGUAUACGAUGUAUGUACCUCAGCCCUUCAGGCAACCCAGUUGCAUGCAAAUUCCGCCAAAAUAACACUUGAUGGAGAAAUAUGGGUUGUCUGAAUCCUUGCAACAUACACUAUGUUUAUUCUUGAAUGUAUCUAAUGGAAUUCACAGGAAAGUGUAAAGAGUCGGCUUCUUUGUAAUGCUGCAUGUGCAUCGAUUGUAAAUAUAUAUAUAUUUUUAGAAUGUGAAACAUAUGCACUUUUUGAUGUGAGGAAUUUAGAGUCCCUAGUUCUCCCUGAGGUGGGGGUAGAAUACAUGUCUGGGCUAAACCACUUCACACUGCAUGUGGUGUUGAGGCCUGCAUGGCAGAAUAUCUCUUCAUACCAAAAACAUUAAUUUCAUACAGAAAACAAUCUCAUAGAAAAAGGUUCACAUGCAGACUUCGUUCAAAAUACUAGUUUUCUGUAUGCAAACUGUGUUUCUGUAUGGAGAAGUGUUCAGUCAGAGGAGCUCCUACCCAGGGUCUGAAGUGGUAUGGGAAAGAUCCAGUUUUACCACCUCACUUGAAAAUAAGCCAUAUUUCCCCCCAGUUAGAAUACACCUACUUUCUCCAACCACCACAAGGGUGGCUUUGUGGACAAUAUUAUGCUUUACCUUCAAUGCAUUUUAAGUGUACUUUUCACAAAGUCAUUGCAGUGGAUAACCAAGCAACUUUUAAUUCUCUGUUUCUGGGCGAAAUGCUGUGCUUUGGUGUCCUUUGCCACCUAAAAUCACAAUAAAUUCAACAGCUAUCAAUUUGGUGCACUUUGGUAGCUGAUCAACGUGUCCUGUUUUGAAGAGAUUGUUAUAAGACAAGUGAAGCUGAGGCUUAUUUUGCAUAUUAUUUUGCAAUAAACCCUUUUAAAAAAUAAAACGAAUGUUUUCUUUUUAAUUUUGAUUUUUUUUUAAAAAAAAAGCUGCUUAAAGUCUCUGUGUGUGCCAUGUGGAGAUAGCUAUAUACCUAUGCACACACAAUAAUGCUACCUUAAAAAGAAGCGGGGAUGAAGAGGGUUGCUAUGGCUUGGAUAGCAGCCCACAAAAUUAAGCCAGACAGUGACUCUCAACAGUCCCUUUUUCUUUAGGAUAUAAAUUGGGCAGAAUACUAGAUUGCAAACACUGGCCCAGUAAAAGUAAAUUUCCCUUGUCGCUUUAAUUUGUCUAUUGUCUAAUGUUCUUCAAACAAUGCCGGCUCCAAUUGUGUUUGAUGUGGUAAAUAUCAGGGCUUGUUGCAAAAUUCUUUAUUCUAAGGAACAAGAUUAACCCUUUGAACUGGAGAGUAUAAGUGAAAACUUGGAGGCAGUUGUGAAUGUAUCUGUGGGCUCCCUGCUGUUUGCUCCUAUAAACAGCCUGAAGACAUGCAUGCCUGGGAGGGCAAGAGGAGACACUGGCUUCAGCCAAAUUGGCCUCUUGAUUAAAUGUGUAUUCCAGAUCUCUUCCUGGAUUCAGCUGAUUAUUUUGGUGCCUCAAGAGGCUAUUUCCCCCCACAAGGUUUAUUAGCCAUUUGCCGUGUUAGAUAUUUGGU